GCGAACGUAGUAAGAGAGGUGUCCGGGGGGGCGGCGCAUACCGAUGCAGUACUCCUUCGUAUAGAGCAGGCUUGGGUCAAGGGCCUCAUUGCUCUCAUCGGUACCUCUUUCGCGAUCACCCAUGUUUGCAGUAUACAGAAGGCGCCGAGCUCAGCUUGGCGCUGUUUCGUAGGUUGAGCAAUUGAAGAGGUAGUAGAAUAUGUCGUGGACAGAGUCGUUUGCGUGGUACGAGCGCAAUGGCAGUAUCGCGGGGGGACUCGUCAGCUAUGUACGGUCGCUGUGGCGGUUCGUGGGUGCCUCCCGACGGUUCGUCUCUCGUGGCGCCGACAAGAGAGGCCGUCUGGGAAAUUCGAGUGUAGUUUGGGGCAAGAAAGUCUCGCUUUCUCGUCUGGAUUUGGACUUUGGACGAGGGUGGGGGGUGAGCAAGGAAGAGGUCGAAGAGGGGACCCCGGCGUUGGAGUUGAGCAAAGCGGCAGCAGGCAGUGGGGGGACAGCGGCGGGAUGCGAUUGUCGUCGUCGUUGUCGUCGUUAUCGAGGUGGAAUGGAGCGUGCCUACAAGAAGGGCCACAGACAGGAUCCGUCCGUUAUGAUGUCGGUCGAGUACGCCGGAAGAAAAGGUAACCUGGAAAGAGAAAAGUUAGCCGGGCUGCUGCAGAGCGUCGGGCUGGGCCUAACGGUGAUUAGGUCCCAAGGGAAGUGGGCGGCGGCAGUCGUACGUCGGUCGUGUCGUAGCUUUGCCUCUUGUCUCUGGGCCCCUUGUCUCUCGUUUUCUUCAAGGAGGCAGCAGAGGAAUGGAAUAGGUAUCCCAAUCCAAGUUCCAGGUUACAGCGCCGUCGGUGAGACACCGUAAAGCGGGCCAGUGGGAUUCGCGUUCCUCGCAAAUUGGGUGCACGUCUGGGUGUGCUUAGACAACGUCAAUGCCCCAAUUACACUAGGGAAUCACCAUGAAGCUAAACAAGCAGACGGAACUCCAAGGUAAGAUGAGGUGGUCGCAGCCUAGGCCCAAGGGAAGGGAUGGGGGGGCACCGAAAAAGAAACAAAGUGAGAAUCGUGGGGUGCAAUUGGCCAGCAGGGGAGUCUGUCCCGUCUCUGAGGUGUGUCCGUUGGUUGGGUUGUGUGCGCGACUUCAGCUAGCCUAGAUCAUCUGCGCAAGAGGUCGUGACGGAGACGGGAAGAAAGAUGAGGGAGGGAAGCAGCUAGCUAAGUAAGUAAGGUACUUUGAGAAGAGAGAGACGGG
Colletotrichum navitas is the source of this 1237-nucleotide messenger RNA. RefSeq lists its product as uncharacterized. NCBI's taxonomy places the organism in Eukaryota, Fungi, Ascomycota, Sordariomycetes, Glomerellales, Glomerellaceae. The transcript has a single exon. The record is from RefSeq and is a predicted model, not a curated record. Bases 200 to 850 code for a protein of 216 amino acids.